AUGGCUGAAUCCGUGCGAGUGAUCUGCCGAUGUCGUCCAUUGAAUGAUCGAGAGAAAAAGCUCAAUUCAAAGAUAUGCGUCGAAAUGGAAGGUUCAUCGGGACGAGCUUCCCUGGUCUCUGAUGAUUCACCUCAAAAGGAUUUCACUUUUGAUGGCGCCUACUUCAUUGAUAGUACCGGAGAGCAAAUUUACAACGAAAUCGUUUACCCACUUGUUGAAAAUGUAAUCGAGGGUUAUAAUGGUACUGUGUUUGCAUAUGGACAAACGGGAGCUGGGAAAACUUUCUCUAUGCAGGGAGUAAUGGAGGUGGCCGCUCAAAGAGGAAUCAUUCCCCGUGCAUUCGAACAUAUCUUUCUUGCAACUGCUACAACACCGGACACAAAAUUUCUCGUCCAUUGUUCUUACUUGGAGAUAUACAAUGAAGAAGUCCGAGAUCUACUUGGUGAUGUGAGAGAUCAAAAGCUCGAUAUAAAAGAACAUUCUGAGCGAGGUGUUUAUGUAGCGGGUCUCUCAAUGCACGUGUGUCACAAUGUGAAUGAUUGUCAAGAUCUCAUGAAUAAAGGCUUUGCGAAUCGACAUGUUGGAUCAACAAAUAUGAAUGCUGUUUCUUCAAGAUCCCAUUCAAUUUUCACCGUUUAUGUCGAGGCUUUAAAUGAGCAGGGAACAAUAAGAAUGGGAAAAUUGCACUUAGUUGAUUUGGCUGGAAGUGAACGACAAAGCAAAACGGGUGCUGUGGGAGAUCGUUUCAAAGAGGCCACAAAAAUUAAUCUUUCUCUAUCGGCUCUUGGAAAUGUCAUCUCAGCUCUUGUUGAUGGAAAGAGUAAACAUAUUCCAUACAGAGACUCAAAGCUCACUCGAUUAUUACAGGAUUCACUCGGUGGAAACACAAAAACGAUCAUGAUCGCUUGUAUCUCUCCAUCAGAUGAUAACUAUGAUGAGACUCUAUCAACCCUUAGAUAUGCGAAUCGUGCAAAGAAUAUCAAAAACAAACCUAAAAUCAAUGAGGAUCCAAAAGAUGCAUUAUUGAGAGAAUAUCAAGAAGAAAUUGAACGAUUGAAGGGAAUGCUUGGUGGUGGAAGUGGAGGUGGAGGUGGAGGAGCUGGGAUACCGGCAAUCUCAAACUUCGAUGUGGACGCAGAACGGGAGAAACUGCGAGCUGAGUUUGAAGAGGCGAUGAAUGAAUUGAGAGCUGCCUAUCAAAGUGAACAAUUGAGUAAGCAAAAAGUCGAAGAGGAUCUUCAAGAAUUGAAAAGACAAUAUGAAUCGGCGAAUGCUGAAAUCGAUGCAAUGUCCAAAGCGGGAUUAGAUCCAAGUGAAGCAAAGAAAAGAUUAGAAUUGAUUCAGCAACAAUUGGUUGGAGGAGAGCAAGCAAAUAAUGAAGAUUUGAAGAAAGGGAGAAUGAAGAAAUUGAAAGAUGCUGAAACGAAAACACAAAGAUUGGCUGCUGCUCUGAAUGUUCACAAAGAUGAUCCUCUCCUGCACGUUUAUAGUUCAACACAAGAGAAGCUUGAUGCGGUCACCGCUCAAUAUCAGAAAGAACAGAGAAAGGUGAAAGCCUUGGAAAGCGAGAUCGAGGAUCUACAAGGAGAAUUCGAAUUGGAUCGAUUGGAUUACCUAGAAACAAUACGGAAACAAGAUCAACAAAUCAAACUCCUUGCUCAACUUCUCGACAAAAUCCAUCCAUUAAUCAAAAAGGAUUGCAACUACUACAACCUGGAGAAAGUCAAGAAAGAAGCAAUAUGGAAUGCCGAUGAGGGAAAAUGGGUUCUCCCUGAAAUGUCAAUUUCGAAAACCACUCUACCAAAUGCUACAAAUGGCAAUGGUUUGAUCAAUGGUAAUCGAAGUGAGCCAGCCUCGAGAGCCGUUGCUGAUUAUCACAAUGAAGAUGAAAGUAAAUUGAGAAGGCGUUUGGCCAAAAGUGAAGAGGAGAACCUCGCAAAUAGCUAUUUCAAGACAUUCAACAAAUCAAACGUUGUCAAUAAGUAUAAAGGAGAUAUGCAAAGAAAAAUUGAUGCUAAAUCGUAUUUCCCAAAGCGAUUUCAUAAUGUGAAAGAGGGUCUUUUGACUGGAGUGAUCUACACAGAUGAUGUCUAUGGAAGAUCGGGAAGUGCAGGAAAAAGACCGACUAGACUUGAAGCAAUCAAA
Molecule: messenger RNA, 2145 nt
Organism: Mesorhabditis belari
Lineage: Eukaryota; Metazoa; Nematoda; Chromadorea; Rhabditida; Rhabditidae
Source: the annotation of a GenBank genome assembly